AUGGGCGGGCGGGCAGCCGCAGGAGCCAGGAGCAAACGUGAGGCCUGUCCAGUGGGUCUUUGCCGUGCAUCCUCCAGAUUUACGACUUCCGAUGGCCCGACCGAGAAGAAUGGCCCGACGCACGGCUGUCCCGAAGUGAAGGCGCUUGAAGAGGAGCACCUUCGACCUCUGCGCGAGUUCAGCCGCGUCGUCGUGGUGCGAGGCCACAAGGCGGCCAUCAGCCGUGACCUACCACUCAUCGGCACCGUCCUGGCCGAACGCGGAUGGCAACUCAGGGCGCCGUCGUGGUUUCGUCGCGCUCCGCCCAACACUGGCGGCGGUGGCAGCGCUCCGGCGUACUCGGUCUCGGGGCUUGGAUCGGCAGCCGCUGCUGCUUCUCCACUGGCUAGGCUUAACAACACUGCGGGCAAUGACGGAGGAAACGUGUUGCAGCAGCCCUCCGAGUGGGUGCUGCUAUUGUGUUUAAGCUUCAGCGACGGGGACAACGGAGCAUGCGUGGAGACUGCUGAGCUGUCUCAAUACCAAGCGGUGAACAAGAUCCCUGGCUUGAAGAACGUUCUGCUCAAAAAAGAUGCCUUCUGCAACACCAUGAAUGACGCCAGAAAGAUCCCAGGCGUGAUGAAGGCUUCUUUGGUGCCCCUGUGCUUCGUGCUGCCCACUCAGUACCAGCAGUUCGUCAACGUGGCCGAUGCGCUUGGCUACUCGGCGCACUGGAUGCUCACACCGCUCGCCCCCGGAGCCAAGGAGAGUGCGCCCGAGGCACUGGACAUCUUCACUCCGCUGGGUAGAGCUCGCAUCCAGCAAGCUUCGACGAGGCGUGCUGUGGUACACCAAGCGCUCUCGGCUCCCUUGCUGGUGCACGGGCAGCCGGUGAGCCUGCGCGUGUUCGUGCUCAUCACGUCGCUGUCUCCACUGCGUGCCUACGUGCACACCGAGGGCAUGGUGCGGCUGAGGAUGGACGUUACACGCACUAUACGCCCCAUUUCGGGAAGAAAAUGGCCCUUGUCACGCUUCUGGCGCUUCGUGGAGCGCAACUACGGCCGCCAGUCUCUGCAGACGGCGCUGGAGAGCCUCUCUGACGUUCUGGUGCGGACGCUCCUCGUAGCCGAGGCCGUGCUACAGUCGACCCCGGCCGCGCAGGGACUUCGUAGGUCGAGAAAUUUUACUUUUCCUACUGCGUGCAGGCUUCCCAAGUGCUUCCAGCUGCUCGGGGUGGACCUGACGCUGAACACUUCCUUCCAACCUGUGGUGACCGAGGUGAAUGGGCAACCCAGCUUCUACCGGAGUCCAAGGGUGGAGGACGAGCCGACCAACAGACUCAAGCAGCGGGUGCUGGCCGAUGCCUUGAGCCUCUUGUUCGGCGCCCGGACCGUGGCUGACGAACUCGCGGAAGCCAUCGACGAGGUUUUCGAGAACCUAGGAAUCAUGGGCCUUAGCUGCCAGAUCUCCCACGACCUGUGCCUUAGCCGUGAAGACCUGGUCUUUCUCAUGGAUACGCGAAGGGAGUCUGUGCAGACGGGAGGAUUUCAGCAGCUGUACCCGACGUACAAGAGUGGACAGUACAAAACAUUUAUCGACGAGCUAGAACAGCUGCACAUGGGAACUCUUGAAGGUGGAGGAGGAGCAACCGAAGAUAUGCAAAGGAGUGGUAGCCAGCACGGCACCGCCGACAUGCACCCGAUAGUGGUGGCGUUGCAAAGGCACUUUAACCGGCAUGUGGCUGACGACAACUACUCAGACCUCGAGCCAGAGCCCAGCGACGUUUGGAAAGGGACCAACAGUUCCUCGGUCCAGCAGAGUGAGAAACAGGAAGAUGACUUGCUCAGCGGAAAUCAGGACUUCUACGCCUGGAGUCAACACCCGUCCACGAUGCCGUACCUGGCGCGAAUCGUGACGGAGCCGUCGGUGCGCCUUCAGCCGGCUUUCAAGCCUCAGCGGACCGAGUACUUCGCCAACGUCUCGUACGACCUGGUCCUCGUCAAGGUGUGGGGCCUGGCUCAGCACUGCGGCAGCCAAGUUCGUGUUGACGACAAGUACGGCCCGGCCAGGCCGGCGAAUUACACCCUCGGCGUGGGUGAGAACAAAGUCGUGUUGUACGUGAUGGAUGGCGGCCAGCCCGACCCGUGGGUGGUCAACGCCUACACACUGCUGAUUCGGCGCAUGCCGCUUGCAGACGACGGUGUGGUAUUCAGCCCUGCCACUCAACACCAAGUGUGCAGCCUUAAGCAGGUAGAAUGCGAAAUGCAAGUCGCACCAGGGGAACCUUGUGGCCUCUACAGCGAGACGUCAGUGGAUUGGCCCAGCUACCUGGAAAAGACAGCCAGGCUGCCAGUCUGCAAGGAUGGUAGCUCCCAAGGCCGCUGGAUGGUCCCUUGCGAGAAGUGCGCCGCCAAGGAGUCCUGUUACUGGAAGGAAGCCCGCUGGCAGCCCUACCAGUGCCGCUACGUGAACUUGCCGCAGAGGACGCUGGCGCGGUGCAUGGCUGGCAAGAAGUUGCUGUUUAUUGGAGACUCGACCAACCGGGGCAUGAUGCACUACGUCAUGGAGCGUCUCAACGGCUCCCUCCAGCAUUGGGACAAGACGCACGACCUGCGCGUGUACGCCAACCUGAACCGCGGCGAGACAGCGGUGGCGUUUGCGUACUACCCGCAGUUCUGGCUACCGACUAGUUCUGGCUACCGACUAGUCUUCGACAAGGCACUCUACCAGCUUAUCGAGAGGUCGAAGCCACUACAGAACAACUCAAACACAGUACUCAUCGUGGGAGGCGUCCACUGGCUAGCGACUCAGCACCUUUACAUGCUGGUCAAGGCACUGCGCGGGGACCACCUUCAAGGUAUCAAGCUUAUCAUCAAGACACUGGGAGCGGGGUUUCACCAGCCCGUCGAAGGUAUACACUGCCUCAGUAUGAACGAACAGAAGAAGCUGAUGAUGCAGAACCUGUGGUUAGCAGAGUUCGCGCGCCACUACGACAUCGACGUCAUCGACACCUUCAACAUCACGGUGGCACGCUACAAAGACUUUCUGCAAGGAAAAUGUGCUUGCCACUUCCACAAGGUGGUCCCCGUGCAAGCGCCCAAGAACAGGCCUCCUGGGAAGCCGCCGCCACCGCCUUCGUACCACGUGGAAGGCGACAUCAACGCCGUCUACAGUGAGAUCCUGCUCAACCGCAUAUGCGCCAAGUAUGCCGAGGACAGCUGA
Rhipicephalus microplus (southern cattle tick) is the source of this 3201-nucleotide messenger RNA. Its product is annotated as cadherin-like and PC-esterase domain-containing protein 1. The record is from RefSeq and is a predicted model, not a curated record. NCBI's taxonomy places the organism in Eukaryota, Metazoa, Arthropoda, Arachnida, Ixodida, Ixodidae. Gene Ontology annotation, biological process: protein modification process.